UUCAACACACACACAUUAUUCAUAUUACCAUAAUUACAUUUUGCGUGAUAAUAUUUUUAUAAAAAAGUAAAUAAAUAGGUACUUAAUUAUACCUAUCUAAAUAACUUCCUGUUUUGCUGUUUAAUCUAUGACCGGUUUCCAUAUUCAAAAUUCGAAAGAAUUGUGUGUUCAAUAUUCUGUGAUUUCAUUAGUAUUGUUGUCUCUUUUUAGUAUAUUAUUGUAUGUUAACGAGUGACAAGGACAGUGAACCAAUAUGAAGUGUUUAGUGAAAAUGUGUUUGUGAUAAUUUUGAGUGUGUGAACGAGUGAAUUGAAACGUAAAAGCUAUGAAUAAUAGCUAUUAUUUCAGUUUUACUGUUUGGAUGCAAAAUGAUUAAAGGUUUAAUACUAACAUGCUGUCUAAUUCUGAUACCACAGAGAGGACUAUCAAAAGACAAAGAUGUAAGUGCACCAGCACUUGUUAAAAGUGCACUAAAUGAUGCACUUUCGAUAUAUGCUGUAGAAACAAUCUCCACUGAAGAUAUAAAACAUUCCAAUGAAGACUUAGAAGAUCCUAUUGAAGAGACCAAAGAGCUAAUAUUCUCCAAAGAUGAGAUUCUAAAGCCCAAAUUUUCUCAAACGUCUAGAUUCUUCCAAUUACAAAAAUCUGAUGAAAAGUUAAAAGAUGAAGAACUAUCUAAAGAAUCGGAAGCCAAUAAGACACAGUCUAUAGAAAAUAAUAAUUCUGAAAUACUGACGGCAUUUGAUAACGAACUUCAAAAAGCUGUUAAUUCUGCUAAAAAACAAUUUACCAAUAAAGAAUUAAUAUAUUUAAAUGAAGAAACUCCAUUACCUAGAAGUACAAAGUCUAAAACUCCUAAAGAUGUGGCAAACUCUAAUCCCAGUUCGAAGGUUAGAGAUUCUAAAGAUGGUGUGGGAAAACCUCGACACCAGAAAGAGAAGCAAGAAAACUUUGACACCAAACCCAAGACUCCUCCAAAGCCUGGUAAAAGUCCGAAAACUGAUCAUAACACUUCCCAAAGCCCUGGUAAGGGUCCAGAAAAUGAUCCCAAAAGUAAAAAUCCUCCCGAUUCGUCCAGAACAAUGUACAGAGGACCAAAUCCGUACAGUGCAGGGGACAAUCUAACUCCUGACAAAAUAGUGACGGCACAUUACGACCCGGGCAACAGAAAUCAUUGUCUGACAGGCUACAUGACCAAUGUGCAGAACUGGGUUGAUGAGUAUGGAAACCUUUCCCCUAAUAUAGAAUCGAGGUACUUUGUGGACCUUUCAAGUAGUCGAGACCCGGUUCCCCUGCUGCAGCAGGAGAUAGACCACUUUAAGAAUACCAACGUUACGAACGCAAUACGAUACAUUAGUCUGGCCAAUUGUAAUCUUAAACGAGUACCCACCAUGUUCGCCGUGGAGGACAGUAUCGGCCGCGCGCUCCACUCUACGGUGGAGUACCUUACGUUUUAUGGGAACGAAUUCAGCGACAUUAGCACGGCUGGCGAGCAGUUCGGCGAGUACUUUAACGCUACCAGUGCUCACGAGAUGCUCGACAUGGCUGUCAUGAGGCCCGCCACCUCACCGUGGACCGCUGGUUUCCAACAUGUCAAAUUUUCAAAACUCAAAGAACUCGAUUUACGCAACUGCCGCAUCCAGCAACUGAACGACAACAUAUUCAGGAGCAUGCCAUAUCUAGAAGCUUUAUAUUUGGGUGAAAAUGACAUUGUUUUCAUAAGUGCCAACGCGUUUGCCGGAUUGGAAAGUCUGAUGCAUUUAGAUUUGAGCAGAAACUGCGCUAAAGAGGACAAAGUGAUUGUCUUCGAGCACGAAAGAGUGCUUAGUAAUCUUGGGAAUUUAACAUCCUUGGAUUUAUCAAUGAGCAUUAUUGAACAAAGAGGCGUCAUGCAGUUUAAAAUACUUGGGAAAAACUUAGAAAGGCUCUCACUAUGUCACACAAGAAUAUCGCAACUCCCACCUCAUAUAUUCAACGGUACAGCUAUAAAGUAUCUCGACUUAUCAGGGAAUGAUGGUAUUCUAUCAGGGCCUAAUACUUUAUCCGGCUUGGAAAGCACAUUAGAAGUCUUAUACGCCAAAGGAGUCGGGCUGAAAAAUUUCGACACAUUCUAUAGGUUUCGCAACUUACAAUUAUUGAACAUAGAAAGUAAUGAACUCAAUCAGGUGGGUCGAACAGUAAUAAGAUCUUUGAGAAACCUAAAGAUUUUAAACUUGAGCAAGAACAGACUCACGACGUGGUUCCAACCGAUAUUUGGACAAACGAAACUGCAAUUCUUAUCCGUGACAGAGAAUAACAUUAAUUUGAUAUCGGAACAGAUGCUGAUGGAUAUCCAGAACAUAUCCUUUGUGGGAUUCUCUGGGAACUUCAUAGUAUGCAAUUGCCAUUCCAGAGAGCUUUACGAAUUGGCUUAUCGUAAUCAGAACAAGACUGUGCCUUCAUUUGAGAGCUUAAUACAAGAGCCGCACGGUCGUUUUUCAUUCCAGAGUGGGUUUGAAGACUUCUACAGUAUAGUCUCUGCAAGAAGGUACAUUAGUAAAAGAUGCCAAAAUGAAACUCAAGAUUCUUGCUCUGAGCCUGAGGAUUUAGAAUCUGAUGGAAGCUUCCAGUUUUUCGAUUACGACUCAAAUGGUUACAAAUGCUUGAUGGUGGCUGAAGCCAAAUCAGUUUCUGUAUCAGAGGUGGACACUUGUCUUCAGACGAGGAGUGAGGAUUGGAUAGAGGCGAUAGAAGACGGGUGGAACAAACUGUUGCUGCUGUUGUUGGUACCAGGGGGACUCCUCUUGGUGCUCAUAAUGCUGUACAUCUACAGAAGGAACCUGUGGUACUUCUGUAUCACUAUGAGAAAUACUGCCACGUUGAGUUUGAUUAACAAUGGGACUGUGGUUGAUGAAUGUACGAUCUUCAACUACGACGUCUUCGUCUCCUACUGCAACGAGGACCGCAACUGGGUGUUGGAUCACCUUCUCCCCCACGUGGAGAAGGAUUGCAACAUCAGUGUUUGCCUGCACGAAAGAGACUUUCAGGUGGGUCUUUCGAUUCUGGAGAACAUAGUGUCGUGCAUGGACCGCUCCCGGGCCAUCAUGCUGGUCAUCUCCCAGCGGUUCCUACUCAGCCAGUGGUGCCAGUUUGAGAUGCAUCUGGCUCAGCACAGACUCCUAGAAACUCGCCGAGAAGACCUGAUCCUGGUGCUCCUAGAAGAAAUACCACGCCGGCUGCGACCAACGACUCUUCACUACCUGAUGCUGACCAAGACCUACAUAGUCUGGCCGAGGAAUGAGAGCGAGUACCCUGUCUUCUGGAGGCGCCUGAUGAGGAGUCUCGUCGCCCAGCGAUUGAAGACCCCUGACAACGUCUCUUUGGUUUAAAAGCACUAAAGUUACACUAACUUAGUUGUGAAACGCGAUAUUGACUUAAAACACAGCGAGACGCAUACAGCCAACAUGACACUGUUGGAUCGUCGAUCCCUAGUCACACUACCAACUUGUGGCUAGCGGGGUACUAUUUUCAGUUCUACGAAUAAAUAAUAAGUUCGGUAUCCAGAAAACAUCCUUUGGCGGCAAAUGUUAAAAUUGUUAAAGUUGUUUAAAUUGUUACUAUAAUUAUUUCGAAAACUCCGAUUCCGCUCAAGCCUUUAAAGACCCUGCUGGCGGGGUCAGCGAUUUUCCUUUAGCCCUGUACGCUAUUGGCGAUUAUUCAUUUUCAUUGUAGGUAGGCCAUUUUAGGGCAAUUUUGUGUUGUAUGACUGAUUGUAUUUUUUUUUUAUUUUAAUAAAUGAUUAAGUGUA
This is a messenger RNA of Pectinophora gossypiella (pink bollworm), 3787 nucleotides long. RefSeq names its product toll-like receptor 4. The coding region runs from base 369 to 3368 and encodes 999 amino acids. The transcript is spliced from 8 exons. Gene Ontology annotation, biological process: immune response; inflammatory response; toll-like receptor signaling pathway. The record is from RefSeq and is a predicted model, not a curated record. Gene Ontology annotation, cellular component: membrane. Lineage: Eukaryota; Metazoa; Arthropoda; Insecta; Lepidoptera; Gelechiidae. Gene Ontology annotation, molecular function: protein binding; transmembrane signaling receptor activity.